AUGUCAAUUGCCCACGAAGCAUCCUGUAUCUUUUGCAAAAUUAUCAAGGGUGAAAUCCCAUCUUUCAAGCUCCUCGAGACCAAAUAUUCCUAUUCAUUCUUGGACAUCCAGCCAACUUCCAAAGGCCACCUAUUGGUGAUUCCGAAGUACCACGGAGCCAUGCUACACAACAUCCCAGACGAGUACCUGGCUGACAUUCUGCCAGUGACCAAAAAAUUGGUCAAAGCUCUUGGCCUGGAAGUCACCACUCCCGACGAAGAUGGCUACAACGUUCUGCAGAACAAUGGCCGGAUUGCUCACCAGGUGGUCGACCAUGUGCACUUUCACCUGAUCCCAAAGCGGGACCCAGAGACGGGACUUGUUAUCGGCUGGCCAGCAAGAAAUGCAGACAUGGGUGAGCUUUCCGAGUUUGCCAAGGAGCUCACAGCAAAACUGGCCUAA
Molecule: messenger RNA, 441 nt
Organism: Ogataea parapolymorpha DL-1
Lineage: Eukaryota; Fungi; Ascomycota; Pichiomycetes; Pichiales; Pichiaceae
Product: Hit family protein 1
Exons: 2
Coding region: 1-441 (146 amino acids)
Biological process (GO): nucleotide metabolic process
Molecular function (GO): catalytic activity
Source: RefSeq, a predicted model, not a curated record